UGGAUGAAGACAAGACCUAUAAUGAUAUCCACACCCACACCAUCUUAUGAGUAAAAUUCUGCCUAUGGUUAAAUAUUCUUCCUAGUUUUCUUUUUAAAAAUUAUCAAGACUUACACAUACAAUUAAAAUUUAUUUGGAAAAGAUAAAUAGUAAAACAUUAAUGAAAAACAAAAACUCUUUAUUUCAAUCCGAAGGAAUGACGAUCAAUACAAAAUCAUAUAAAUUUCGUCAUGAAAUGUCAAAAUGAAUUUUCAUUGAUAAUAUAGUAUAUAUUUUAUUUUUUUAGGUUUUUAUUGAUGUUAUCACGUUUCAGUGUUCGUUUCGAAGAAUCAGGCAAUCGUUUAUUUCUUAUUGCUGAUCGAAAAUAG
This is a messenger RNA of Rotaria sp. Silwood1, 368 nucleotides long. The record is from the annotation of a GenBank genome assembly. Lineage: Eukaryota; Metazoa; Rotifera; Eurotatoria; Philodinida; Philodinidae.